Messenger RNA from Closterium sp. Yama58-4, 600 nucleotides. The record is from the annotation of a GenBank genome assembly. NCBI's taxonomy places the organism in Eukaryota, Viridiplantae, Streptophyta, Zygnematophyceae, Desmidiales, Closteriaceae.
AUGAUGCGACUGGAGGUACCAGAGGGGGCAGCAGCAGAGCUUCCAAUAGAGUAUAACCUCGCCUUCACGCCCGACCACGUGCCCAUGCACGUCUUCUCCGAGUCUAUCAGUGGUCGCAUUGCUCUGGAAGGCAAGGUGGAGCACAAGUUUGACAUGCAGCCGCCCAGUGGGGACAGGGGGUACCGGCAGAUGCUGCAGUCGCGGGAGAAAAAGUGGAACACACCCAAACGCACGUUGCAGAAAUGGGACCCAUCAGGUGCUGCUGGUCCCCGUCUGCCCAUGCCUGGCACCGUCACUAAUGUCAAGCGCAAGGCAGGCACGGCACCGGCAUGGCAGCAGGCAGCAGCAGCAAGGGCAGCGGACAAGGACAGCAAGCGAGUGCGCAUGUCGCGAGAUGUGGUGGAGGCAAAGCUGUUUGCUCUCUUUGAGGAGCGGCCUCAUUGGACCUUGAAACACCUCACGGACGCAACACAGCAGCCGCAGCAAUUCCUCAAGGAGGUGUUGGGCGACAUGUGUGUGUACAACAAGAGAGGGCCCAACCAGGGCUUAUACGAGCUCAAGCCAGAAUACAAGCACUCUGCGCCGCCGGCAGCUACUUAA